ACACAACAAAAAACAAUGGCGCAGCAGUGAUUAUCUGAUUCUCGAACGGAGGUAUCAUUCUCAAACAUCGUAGGGGGCAGCACCGUGUGACCCGCUGGAAGAGCAGCUGGCUUUUUGGGCGCACUUUACUUAAAGUGACUUCUGCUGUUCGAGGGGACCUGACGUUCUCGUUUAACAGUCGACGGGCUUACUUUUUAUGACCACCCCUCGUUUGUUUUCGUUCGUCCAGUGUGAGUUGUGUGGCUGAUCUGAUGCAACUUGCCGCACGGUUCGACAUGCAACUCGUUACCUGGAGACGCCAGGCAACAGCUUCAACGCACGGCAGCCUCGAUGCAGGAAGCGAACGCGAAAUACAUAAUUUCGGAUCCGGAUAAAGACACCAAUUUAAAAUCCUGCCAUCUCGAGUGUAUUGUCUUCUGUUCUCUGUUUCGGGUGCAAAUAAAAGUACCGAAGCUGUUAAGAAAACGGACCAAGGCUCGCUUCGUUCACGUGAUCCAGCAUGCCCUCCGCCACACCGUACACGACUGUGUAGUCCCCUGUCUCCAUUAAUCGCUUUUCCCAUGUGAAGUGAAGGAAAUGUCUUCUUCGUGGAUGAAUUCUUGAUGCUGAGGCACGGGAUGUGUUGAUAAGCAAGCUGGACAGGUCUUCCGGUUUCGGACAGCGAUCAUGUGGUCCGGCUCCGUAACACAAGCACGCCUGACACUUCACCCUACAAGAAGCAACGGCAUCCGUGUUUCUUAUGCCAUCUCAUUGUCAUUUCCUUGGAAAUUAGGAGUGCAACGCCUUUAUCCGAAUGAUUACCAGGCGCAAAGGCGUUGGUGAGGAGCAGUACAACCACCCCGGCGCAAAAGUUUCAGCCCCUUUUACUCCCGUGUUACUAGUUUGCUACCACUCCGCGUUGUCCGUUUUGACCGUCUUGCUGGCAGUUGUUUUUCAACUUAAGAAUUUCGCUUGUCUCCUUGUUUUCACUCUAGCCUGCCAUCCGCUUGUUGGCGGGUCUGCUCGUGGUCUUUGUCCCUUGUCGCUCGGCUUUCUCAUUGAAGGCACCGGCGCAGGCACUAACGCCACCCUGUAUUCAUAAUUCUAAGAUUGCUGCGACUCGUGGGAACCAUUCUCGUCUUCCUAGCUUUGCGUCUCCAGCUGGGACUCAAGCUGACGAUGGCUCGACUAUGUUGAACGGUUGCCUGUGACUGGAUUGACCACCAUAAUAUACCAUCCUGCAAUUUGUUCGCUUCCUAUUGCCCAUUGCUUCCAGAAUGGGUUUGCAACAGGUUCUUGUUUCAAGCUCGGUGAGUGGGUUUCUGGUUGGGUCGAUCUGCACGCCUUUCGAUGUAGUGAAGAAUUUUUGGCAGUUUAACCCAGCUUGCGAGGCGAAUCGAGCGAAUUUGACAUCGUCCCACGUCGUCCGUGUGCUGUACCGACAGCAUGGUCUCACCGGCUUUUGGCGAGGUGUUGUUCCCGCGUACGCGACGAUUAUUCCUGCAAAUGUGACCUUCUUUUUCGCAUAUGAGCGCCGCCGCCCGGACGAGAGCCCAGCGUGGGCGGGCAUCAAAGCCCGGGCAGCAGCAGUUGUCGUGACAGCACCGAUGGAGCUAGUUAGAACAAGAAUGCAGGCCUCCAUAGGUAUGCCGGGGCAAUGUCAGACCAUUCGUCAGGUGCUUGGCCAGUUGAUCCAGCUGGGCGGAGUUUUCAGCCUCUGGAAGGGCGUUCUUCCGACACUCGUCCGAGACUUACCUUUUUCGGCAAUCUACUGGCAAACGGCUGAAUAUAUGAAAGCUUGGGGAGACAGCUUCAUCGCCAGGAAUGCCAACCCCUUGACAACUUUCCAUUCAUCAGAUAUGCCAACGCACUCGAGGCAGAGGGAUGGCAGGUCUCUCUCUGUUCGUGACACACCGGGCGCUUCCAGUUCCUUGUCUCCCUCUUCACCUGCUGCAGCGGCCUCCUGCUCACACUCGUCUUCUGCUUCGAAGGCACAUUUGCCUGCCAUCUUUUCCAGCUCUCUUUAUCAGUCCUUCGUCUUUCCUUUCUUCUCUGGUGCAGUUGCGUCCGCCAUCGCAUGCGUGGUAACGCACCCGUUUGACGUUCUCAAGACCAAUGUCCAGGCCGGGUGUCAGCAAAUAGAACCUCACGCCCGGAAAAUGGGGUACAUUCACCUUGUUUCUCGGGGAUUCGUUGAUGUUGCCAAGACAGUGUAUGCACAGCAAGGUUUGCAGGGAUUUACCGUCGGUUUGACCCCCCGUCUUUUGAAGAUUGUGCCGUCAUGCGCAGUCCUCCUAGCAUCUUACGAAGUCACAAAGUACCUGUAUAGUCAAUCUCUGCUUGACUCAAUGUGAAGAGGGGGCAUCGAAUGAAGCAACAAAUUUAUCAACCCGAGACGCCACGCACGCGCUGCAAAGACGGAUAAGACUUUAGACACUGGAUUGAAACAGAAACCUGGCGGACGAACGUUUUACAGUCCUCUACGACUUUGCUGGAAACAAAGCAAGAGCCAGCAUGAGUAUCGAUUUUUCUUCGUUUCCUUCCUCGUAAUGUCCGUUUUUCUUUUUUACUUCUGCUCUUUCUUGGUCCACGUCGUUCCGUUGACCACUGUUCUACUACGCCGGUAUUUAACCGUAUCUUCGAGUGGCGUGUCUGCAGCGAAACUGAGGUUCAUGUGCACCAUCAGUGCUGCUUUUUUGGCUCUUGAUUUUUCCAUCUUAGUGGUUUCUUUUGCAACGAUUUUGCCACACUUGUGGCGACGACUGAGACAGCCUCGCUUCAAAAGGUAUCUUUUCUGACGGCCCCGAAAUAUCCUGCUGAGCAUGAAAUAUUCUUUCGUGCCAGUUGGUCAUUAGCUUCGUGUCGCUCGUUUCGGAGAGCGGAAGGGACGUGUCGUCUAAAAUUUGUAACUGCCUGCCCUUGAUGUACCACCCUUUUCGUUCAUUCACGAAUGCCAACGGUUAUCCUGGCGAACGAAAGUAGAGUAGUGUGUGCCUUCCACCUCGGCUCUUGUACUCGCACCACAGUGACGUAGACCAGACUUGAGGCUCUGUGAAGAUGCUAUAGACUGGGGACGCAGCCUUCUCACCCACUGCUUCAAUUUACACGCUG
Molecule: messenger RNA, 3090 nt
Organism: Toxoplasma gondii ME49
Lineage: Eukaryota; Apicomplexa; Conoidasida; Eucoccidiorida; Sarcocystidae
Product: carrier superfamily protein
Exons: 1
Coding region: 1257-2333 (358 amino acids)
Biological process (GO): mitochondrial transmembrane transport
Source: RefSeq, a predicted model, not a curated record